Molecule: messenger RNA, 1390 nt
Organism: Nematostella vectensis (starlet sea anemone)
Lineage: Eukaryota; Metazoa; Cnidaria; Anthozoa; Actiniaria; Edwardsiidae
Exons: 5
Coding region: 220-1119 (299 amino acids)
Source: RefSeq, a predicted model, not a curated record
UCUCACCGUCGACGAGAGAACGCAAUUUACCAAGAAAUAUAGCGAAGCUCGUAGAGAAAGCUGCCGUGGACACUUGUGCUCUGCAUCUGGCUUUUUGCGAUUUGCAAUGCCGCAUCCGUUACACAUCCAACAAGGUAAACAGGAACCCAGAGUCCCGAAAAGCAUUAUAUAUAAAUCCCACCGACCCUUCCAACGCAGUAAAGCUUGCAGAGAACGGAGAUGAAAGCUGUUUGGACCCUUAUACUUUGCACCGGGCUGUUUGCGAUUUGCAAUGCCGCAUCUGUUACACAGACAAAAAGGAGUGAGUUGACCAUCCUUGAGCAAGCCUGUACCACCAUGAGAAGCGGCCAAGUGCGAUACAUCGCCGUGUCAAACCUGCUCGAGAUCUGCAGCAAUCAGCGAUGGACGCCCUUCUCACCGUCCCACCGACUUCGACUCGGACUCAUCGGCCACUGGAAAAUGGACGAGCAGUCAGGCAAUGCUGUCGAUGAUGAUUCGGGAAGCGGACAUCAUGGCAUCGCGGCAAACGCUUCCCCCCAACCAGCGAAAUUUACCCGAGGGCGGAGAUUCCGCUCCAGUGGCUCCAUUACCAUACCAAAUGCCCCAGGACUAAACCUUGGCACUAAGAGCUUUUCAGUCGCAGGCUGGCAGAAUAUUGUUAACGUCGUCUACCCGCGAACAACCUUCGCCGUUCGGAAGGGAUUCGGGUGCUACUUCGGGCCCGGUCGGAAGGGUUGGGUCCCAGGCUUCGAGACAGGGCAUGGUUACAAAGCAGAAGGCACUGACGUCUGUAUCCGGGACAAUUUGAAUAACAUGGUUCGAGCCACGCUCGUCCAUGAUGACGGGUCCAAGGGAGGAGACGUUCUGAAUCGGUGGGUGCACUAUUUGUUCACCUUUGACCGGGAGGCGGGGGUUGUCACGCUGUACCUAAACGGCCGUAAGCAGCAGAACACAGUCGACAUCCGGCGCGUACGCGGCAGCAUUGACAACGACAAGCCGCUGGAGUUUGGUGAGCUGUACGGAUGGAAAACCCAGGGAACUCUGGACGACUACAGGUUGUACAACUACGCGCUGAGCUACCACGAAGCCAAGAUGCUUUAUCUCGACCAUCACUUGUAAAACUAUCACUACUUCUCCUUGGGAAUGGAAGUUUGCUUAUCCCCCUCCCCCUAGUAAUGUUGCUUGUGAUUUUUCUCCUUCCGUGUAGAAAGGGGUGAUUUCAUUAGUUUAUUAGUUUUAUUAAGAGUGUUUCACAAAUAUAAUCUCAGUGUUCAACUUAGUGUGUAACAACAUAAUAGUUUGUAAUCAACAUAAUGUUCAACCUGUGUCAUCAAAGUUAAAUUUUAACGAAGUGCUUCAAGUUUCUGUAAACGCGAAAUUUCCCAAGCAA